Molecule: messenger RNA, 975 nt
Organism: Alternaria burnsii
Lineage: Eukaryota; Fungi; Ascomycota; Dothideomycetes; Pleosporales; Pleosporaceae
Product: serine threonine-protein kinase bud32
Exons: 1
Coding region: 1-975 (324 amino acids)
Biological process (GO): protein phosphorylation
Cellular component (GO): EKC/KEOPS complex; cytosol; nucleus
Molecular function (GO): ATP binding; protein serine/threonine kinase activity
Source: RefSeq, a predicted model, not a curated record
AUGGCUGAACCUCCGGUCGUUCCUCCAAUCGAACCCCCACCACCACCAGAGACGUCGCGUCCUCUCCAUACUCUCCCUCCACCUUUCUCGCACGACGCUCUCGAGACCAUAACACAAGGUGCCGAGGCCCUUGUAUACAAAACCACCUUCCUCACGCCGAGUACGCCCGUCGUAGUCAAAUACCGACCACCAAAGCCGUACAGACAUCCUACUCUAGACAAGCGUCUUACAAAACAGAGAUUAUUGGCCGAGGCUAGGAGUCUGAUCAGGGUCAAGAGAGAUGGCGUCAACGUACCAGGUGUGAUUGGCGCCGAUUGGGAUGCGGGGUGGUUAGUGCUAGAAUAUGUAGAUGGCAGGACUGUGAGGAAAGUACUAGAUGGCUGGGCGCAUCAAGUAACACAGCGCGAGAAGGAUGAAAAGGCCACAGAAGGAGUAGACAAGGGGAACAGAGAAGCGCUGAAAGAAGAAGAAGAAGCUGAAAUACUCGACCUAAUGCGAAGAGUAGGGCGGGAAGUAGGAAAGCUGCACGAACUUGGGGUAUGCCACGGGGAUCUCACAACCAGCAAUAUCAUGCUACGGACACCAAAACCACAAAACACGGAGACAGAAGAGCAGCAGCAAAAACCACAGGGACGUCAAACAACAAGUAGUCUCCGCGAAGCAGCGAUGCGCGGCGAAGAACCUUCAGACCUUCCGCCCGCCCACCCUCCGCAACAGUCCGAUCCUACCACUUCACUGUCCGGCGACAUAUUUCUCAUAGACUUCGGCCUCACAACUGCCAGCAUACAAGAUGAAGACAAAGCUGUUGAUCUUUAUGUUCUUGAAAGGGCAUUUUCAGCAACCCACCCAGCUGCUGAGCCACUGUUUCAGGAAGUGCUGAAAGCUUACGGUGAGUGUGGAAAGGGUGCUAAGGGGGUUUUGAAGAGGCUGGAAGGGGUAAGAUUAAGGGGAAGGAAGAGGAGUAUGCUUGGGUGA